AUUCGACGCAGGGUUUAUUGACCGUCCUGGGUCUGGCCUCCAUAAUUGGCGCUUGGCACAGGGAUAGCGGCGCCUUGGCAGACGCAAUUGCCGCCUCUGAAUUGCCCGUCUCCAAGACUUCCAAGACCUCCAAGAGAGUGGCUAUGCACCAAACCCCUUUUCGUUGGUUUCGGAUGCAAGGGUCGGUCGUGUUUUAAGAUGUCGGUGUCCCGAGAACAGGGGCAACCGGUUUCUUGCGCUUUUCACCAACUCCAACCCAACGCUGCUUCUUUCUCAGUCGAUCGCUUGACCCAGGUUAUUCCUGCUAUUCACUUUUUGGCCAUUUCGCUCGUUUGAUGGCCGUUUGAAUUUCUACACUUUAAUUGUUAUUGUAACUUUCACUCUCGGUUUGAUUCUGGCAGCAACCUCUCCCGCGCAUAAGAUAUUCGCCUGUACAACAAAAUGAAGUCUGCAGCGCUCUUGUCCGCAGCGGCGGCCGCGAUCGCCGUCCACGGCAGCCCAACUGCCACUCUGAGGUCCAAGCAGCGUGCUACCGAGCUCGAUCCCAUUACCGCGACCGGCAAUGCCUUCUUCAAGGGCAGCGAGCGGUUCUACGUACGCGGUGUCGACUACCAGCCUGGCGGUGCCAGCGCCAACAUCGACCCGCUCGCCAAUCCAGACGUCUGCUUGCCCGAUAUCGAAAAGUUCAAGACGCUCGGCAUCAAUGUCAUUCGUGUCUACUCGACCGAUAACUCGGUGGACCACGACGAGUGCAUGAACGCCCUCGCCGACGCCGGCAUCUACGUUGUGCUCGACGCCAACAACCCCAAGUAUUCGAUCAACCGCGCCGACCCCCAUGGCUCGUACAACACGGUCUACCUGCAGAGCGUGUUUGCCACCAUUGACGCCUUUGCCAAAUACUCCAACACCAUGGCCUUCUUCUCCGGUAACGAGGUCGUCCACGACCACCUGAACACGACGCUGGCCGCCAAGUACGUCAAGGCCACGGACCGUGACAUGCGCGCUUAUAUCAAGGCCCGCGGCUACCGCAAAAUCCUGGUCGGCUACUCGGCCGCCGAUGUCACCACCAACCGCAUGCAGACGGCCGCCUACUUCAACUGCGGCAGCGACGAGGAGCGCAGCGACUUCUUUGCUUUCAACGACUACUCGUGGUGCACCAGCGACUUCGUCAGGUCCGGGUGGGAUAAAAAAGUCGAGCUCUUCACGGGCUACGGCCUGCCCAUUUUCCUGUCCGAGUACGGCUGCAACACCAACGAGCGCAACUUCGGCGAGCUUGAGUCGCUCAUGCACAGCAACAUGACGAGCGUCUACUCGGGCGGCCUUAUGUACGAGUACACCAUGGAGGCCAACAAGUACGGCAUUGUUGAGAUCGAGGGCGGCCAGGAGAACGGUGGCAAGGACCAGACGGGCGAGCGCAAAGAGCUCCCCGAGUUCGCCGCCUUUUCCAGCGCCCUCGCCGCGUACCCUGCCCCGACCGGCGACGGCGGCUACACCUCGACCACUACGUCCCAGGCCUGCCCGACCGCCGACGAGCACUGGGCCAUUGAGGAAACCACUCUCCCCGAGAUUCCUGAGGGUGCCAAGAAAGUUUGUUCUCCCUUGUGGCCAUAAUUGUUGGUGGUGAACGCGUGGCUAACCAAAAGUUAGUUCUUUACCCAAGGCGCUGGGAAGGGCCCUGGCCUCAACGGCGACGGCUCGCAGUGGGCCACCGACCAGGCCU
This is a messenger RNA of Parathielavia appendiculata, 1720 nucleotides long. Its product is annotated as glycoside hydrolase family 72 protein. Lineage: Eukaryota; Fungi; Ascomycota; Sordariomycetes; Sordariales; Chaetomiaceae. Gene Ontology annotation, cellular component: plasma membrane. The record is from RefSeq and is a predicted model, not a curated record. The transcript has 2 exons. Gene Ontology annotation, molecular function: 1,3-beta-glucanosyltransferase activity. Gene Ontology annotation, biological process: fungal-type cell wall (1->3)-beta-D-glucan biosynthetic process; fungal-type cell wall organization. Bases 442 to 1611 code for a protein of 389 amino acids.